UCGGUUGAUAAAAAUGGAUGGGUCUAACGAUUUGAGAGGAGCAGAGGAGGACAUGAGCUCUAAUUUAAAUUCCUCCGAUUUCUGUGCUUCGUGUGUAAUUGCCCCGGCGGAAUCCUUUAAACCGCACAUCAAUCACCCCAUAGUUGGGCUGGAUGGACUGCUCCAGGGUCUGACUCAGAUGAAGAAACUAGACCUUAUGACCUUUCCAACCAUGGAUGACGAUGUCCCAACGAAGAUGGACAAGUCGCUGCUGAAACUGCUAAAUGGUUGUAGUCUUGGGAUCAUCGAUGCAACCAUUGAAAAUCCGUACAUACUGCCAGAUGUGGAAGUAUCGUGGAUUCGCCCAAGAUGUGAAAAUGUUCAGAAAACUAGUUACGGAAAAAUCUUCGAUGGACUCCUUGGAACUAGAUUGGCGGCCUCUUGCUCGCCAUUCGCUGCGUCUCUUAAUGCAAAGAUCUGCCUUUCGACCAGAGUUUUCACAUUUAUAAAGCAGUUUUCAAAUGUGAGGAAAUGCUGCAUAGCCGAUUCCAAUCAAGAGAUUCCGGCCAUCAUGAAUGGAGCGGAAGAUAUCUUCAGCAAAAUGGUAGAGAUCGAUCCUCCAGCUGAGAACCAGAAUAAUUCUCUAAAAUUUAAAGUUUUCUUGGAAAUGUUAUUCGCUCGAAAUUUCCUGAGACUUAAGCAGGACAGUGCGGAUCCAAAGGACAUUCAGGUCGCAGAUCGCCGACUUUUGAACAAGCCCUUCGUUCAGCUUCGCCUUUUCAAAGAUAUGACUGCAUGGAAAGAAAAUGACUGGCCACACAUCGAGAUAUGGAAGAAGCAAGGUAUGCCAAUAUACUACAUUCUCCUUUGCGACAAGAUAACAAACGAACUGAUCGUUCAAAUACGACUAGCUGGAGAUUGGCAAGUCGCCUCCACCGCCAGCAAUAAAAGCUGGACACAUUUCAAUUAUGCGGUCUCUCCGGGGGGUAUUCUCGAGCGACUGGGCUGCACUUUCUCCAACGCGCGCACUGCCCAAGAGUUCGUGGAUGUGACCCAGACUUGUGUGGCCAAGCGUCACUGGUGAUGAUAGAUAGAUGAUAAUGUUUAGUUAGUUAAAAUUGGUGUUUAUUUUUGUGGAGUUCAGUUUAGGCUUCAUUAUCCAAAUACUAAAUCAAAAUUUGAAUUGAUUUCUGAUAUUGUGCAUAGAGUAAUUAAAUUUUUUGUCAA
Molecule: messenger RNA, 1206 nt
Organism: Drosophila persimilis
Lineage: Eukaryota; Metazoa; Arthropoda; Insecta; Diptera; Drosophilidae
Exons: 3
Coding region: 14-1063 (349 amino acids)
Source: RefSeq, a predicted model, not a curated record